Messenger RNA from Papaver somniferum (opium poppy), 1002 nucleotides. RefSeq lists its product as uncharacterized. The record is from RefSeq and is a predicted model, not a curated record. Lineage: Eukaryota; Viridiplantae; Streptophyta; Magnoliopsida; Ranunculales; Papaveraceae. Gene Ontology annotation, molecular function: nucleic acid binding; RNA-DNA hybrid ribonuclease activity. The coding region runs from base 1 to 1002 and encodes 333 amino acids. The transcript is spliced from 2 exons.
AUGGAUAUCAUAAACUCUAAUCUACCUGAAGAUAUAUCUAACAAAAUUAGGAACAUACACCUCUUUAAGGAUAAGAAUCAUAUUCUUAAGAAAGAUCAGUUAAGAUGGACUUUAACAAAGUCAGGAUACUACACAGUGAAAUCCUUAUAUGACAAACUGAAUGAAAAUGCUACUGAUAUAGUUAGUCUGGAUUUGCCUAAAUAUUUUUGGACUGCUAUAUGGAAAUUAUAUAUGUCUCAAAGAAUUAAAUUGUUUCUAUGGAAGUGUUUACAAAAUGCUCUAUCUACUAACUUUAAAUUGUAUGGAAAGGUAAGGGAUGUAGAAUUACAAUGUACUAUGUGUGGAACUGCAACUGAAACUACUGAACAUCUUCUACUACAUUGCCCUUAUGCCACAGAAGUUUGUAAAUUAGCUCCCAACCCAAUUUCUCUUAACAUAGAUAGUUCAAGUACCCUUUUAACACUUUGUAAGGACUGGAUCAAUAAUCCCAGAAGAGAGAUCUCAUUGGAAAUAAUGCUAACUAAGAUGUGGUUCAUCUGGAAGGAAAGGUGCAACAAAGUGUUUGAAAAAAAAUCAACAUCAGCUAAGUCCUCUAGAAAUUCAAGGACAUAUUUCUUUCUAGUCAAACAAAAGGAUUUUGCAGGUUAUGCUAUAAUUUUGAGAGAUAAUGCAGGUAACUUAGGAGGAGGAAAAGCUGGACAAUCCACAUCUUCAAACCCACAAGAAGUGGAAGCUAUAGGAGUGCUUCAAGCAGCUACUUGGGCUCAGGAGAAUGGUUUGGAAAAUUUUAGCAUAGAAGGAGAUUGUGAAAGCCUCUUCAAAUACAUGUAUGGAAAGAACUCGGACAUCUCUUGGCGUUCAAAAGCAUAUUUAGAUGAAGUGAAAAGAUUGGCUCAAUUAUGUAACAACUUUCUAGGUUUUUAUUUUGUCCCAAGACAAGGAAAUAGGGCGGCAAACAUUCUAGCAAAAUUUGUUAGACCCUUAAACUCAUCUAUUUUGUGA